This is a messenger RNA of Lodderomyces pseudojiufengensis, 2622 nucleotides long. RefSeq names its product DNA helicase. The record is from RefSeq and is a predicted model, not a curated record. Lineage: Eukaryota; Fungi; Ascomycota; Pichiomycetes; Serinales; Debaryomycetaceae. Bases 1 to 2622 code for a protein of 873 amino acids. The transcript has a single exon. Gene Ontology annotation, cellular component: nucleus. Gene Ontology annotation, biological process: recombinational repair. Gene Ontology annotation, molecular function: hydrolase activity; ATP binding; DNA binding.
AUGUCCUUUUCAAGUCAUAACAAGAUGAAUUUCUUGAAGAAUUUGAAUACACAACAAUUAAAAGCAGUUACAGCUCCAGCUAAUGGAAUUUUACAAAUAAUAGCAGGUCCAGGAACUGGUAAAACUAAAGUUUUAACAUCAAGAGUAGCAUUUUUAUUAAUUUCAGAAAAAAUUAAACCUGAACAUAUUAUAGUUACAACAUUUACAAAAAAAGCAGCAAAUGAAAUGAUUGAAAGAUUAGAAAAAAUUUUAGAAAAUACAAAUAUUGAUAUAACAAGAUUAUUAAUUGGAACUUUUCAUAGUAUAUGUUUUAAAAUUAUUAAAAAAUAUGGUUUUAAAAUGGGAUUAUCUGAUUUUACUAUUGCUGAUGAAAGAGAUAAAGAUCAUUAUAUAAAAGAAGUAUUAACUAAAGAAUUAACUAAAGCAGUAUUAAAUUAUAUUAAUAAUACUCCAAAGGAACUUGAUUUGAUACGUUCAAAAUCUUCAAAUGAAAAAUAUCAUGAUAUAGAUUUAAAUAAAUUGAAAAGACAAAUUUCAAGAUUAAAAUCAAGUGGUUAUUUACCAGAUGAAUAUAAAAUUUUACCAAAUUCAAAUAGAAUAUUAUAUUUUAUUUAUGAAGCAUAUCAAAGAAAAUUACAAGAAGUUGAAAAAAAAUUAGAUUUUGAUGAUUGUUUACUAUAUUGUCAUAAGUUGAUAACUAAAUAUCCAUUAUUACAUUUCAUUAAACAUGUUUUAGUUGAUGAAUUUCAAGAUACAAAUAAAAUUCAAUUACAUUUAAUGUAUGCAUUUGCAAAAGGUCAUAUAGCUGAUACAAAAUUUCAAAAUAAUGUUACAAUUGUUGGGGAUCCUGAUCAAAGUAUUUAUGGAUUUAGAGAUGCUCAAACUAUAAAUUUUAAAUCAAUGAAAGAAUAUUAUGCAAACAAAGAUUUAAAGUGUGAAAUAAUAACUUUAAAUGACAAUUAUAGAUCAACUAAUGAUAUUUUAGAUUUCUCAGAAUUAGUUAUGAAACAAGAACCCGACAGAGUUACAAAACAAUUGACGUCUCAAUUUACUACAUCUAUUAAACCAGUUUUCAAAAGUGCAAACUCACCAGAAAAUGAAGCUAAAAAAAUAGUUUAUGAAAUAAAAUAUCUAUUAUCAUUACCAUCACAACCAAUAAAACCAAAUGAUAUUGCAAUACUUGUAAGAUCUGGUUUCCAAAGUAGUGUAAUUGAAAAAGAAUUAGUUUCUCAAAAACUUCCAUAUCAUAUGAUUAGAGGUCGAGCAUUUUGGGAUAGGAAAGAAGUUGUAGCAAUUAUGGAUUAUUUAAAAGCUUGUGGUGAUCCAAAUGAUAGAAUAUCAAUAAUGAGAACUUUAAAUUAUCCAAAAAGAGGUAUUGGUGCUAAAACUUUAGAAAAAAUUGAAGAUGCAAUAAUUAAACUGAAAAAGGAUUUGAAAAUGACACCAAGAGAAACUUUAAGAGCAUUAGCUGAUAAUAAACAUAAAGUUGAAAAAUUAGCACCAAAAGUUAGAUCAAGUCUUUCAAGUUAUUUAAAUGUAAUUGAAGGAGGAGAAAAAUUGUUACCUGAAAAUAAUACCGAUAGUAGAAAACCCAGUGAAAUAAUUAAUCAAGAAUUAUUUGAUUUUGUUUAUUCUCAGUCGGGACUUGAAAAAGAAUACAAGAGUGAUGAAGAACAAAACAGAAUUAUGAUUGAAAAUAUCGAAGAAAUUAGACGUCAAUUCAAUGAGUUUAAAACUGGGGAUGAUAGAUGGUAUGACGCAUCUUCAGAUGAAGAAGAAGAAGAAGAAGAAGAAGUUGAAGAGUUGGAAAAUAGAAAUACAAUCAUUCAAUUUAUUGAAUCAAUUGGUCUUUAUGAAUCAUCCGAUGGUGGAGCAAAUGAAUAUGAUGAAAAUAAUGAAUCAAAAACUCCAAAAAUUUCAUUGAGUACAAUUCAUGGAUCAAAAGGUUUAGAAUGGCCAGUUGUUUUUGUACCUGGAUUAACCGAAGGAAUAUUACCUGCAAAAUAUGCACUGGGAGAAACUGCUGUAGAUGAAGAAAGAAGAUGUUUUUACGUUGCUGUAACUAGAGCUAAAGUAUUAUUAUAUGUUACAAAUUAUAUUGAGACUUCCUUCAAUAUGUGGAGACAAAAUUACGAUCAAGCUUCACGAUUUAUUAAGGAAUUGUCAAGUCAAAAUUAUUUUGAAGAACGACAAGCUUGCUUUGAAAAUUCCAAAAAUUUAGAAAUUCUUUAUAAAUUAUUAGGUAAUGAUGAUCCUCAAUUAGAAGGAUUUGAUUGUGUAAACUUUUUCAAAGGUUAUAAGAAAAACUGGACAUCUUUCGGAAGGGGUGCUCCAUUUCUGACUGAUUAUGGUGGAUCUUCAUCGAGUGAUCUUGGUGGUUUCAGUUCAGCUUCAUCUAAUUUAUCUUCCACUAGCAAGAACAAAAAAAGAAAAUUUUCUGCUUCAACAACUGUCCAGCUUUCAGAUCGGCAUUCCGAUCCAAUCAUUGUAACGAGCAAUAAUACCAACCAGCACGUUAUUAGACCUAAUUCAAGUUCAAGUUCGGGUUCAAAUGAUAAUAAAGCUCCUGCUUAUACACCUGUUAGAAAGGGAUCAUCCAAAAAAUUGGGUAUGAAACGUUAG